AUGGCUUUAUCGUUUCCAAUUAGUACUGUAAUUUUCUCAAUUUUCUUCUGGUUGUCCCUUUUGCUGGGUUGCUUUGGCGAUGGGGCUAGCAAGGAUCCCUCCAAAAGUGCACCUGGUUGUGACAAUCCUUACAAAUUGGUAAAGGUUGAUAACUGGGUUAAUGGUGUUGCUGGUGAAACUUACACCGGUGUUACAGCAAGAUUCGGUGCAAUACUACCCCUUGAGGUGGAUAAGAGUGUCAAAUUAUCUGCUGUUGUGGCAAACCCAUUGACAUGUUGCUCUACUCCAUCUACAAAGUUAUCUAGCUCAAUUGCCUUAGUUGCUCGUGGAGAUUGUUCCUUCGAGGCAAAGGCAAAUCUUGCACAGUCAAAUGGUGCAAAAGCUUUGUUAGUGAUAAACGACGAUGAAGGGACUAUCGAGAUGGGUUGUGACGAUGAUACCCCUGCUACGAACAUUACCAUUCCUAUUGUGAUGGUUCCCAAGUCAACUGCUGAGAGUUUCAGGAAAGCAUUGCAGGAGGGCCACAAAGUGGAAAUUGGAUUGUGGGCACCCGAUCGUCCAGUCGUAUCUUUCUCGGUUGCGUUCUUAUGGUUGAUGGCUGUAUCGACGGUUGCUACUGCCUCACUUUGGCCAGAAAUAGCUAAAACAAAGGAUUCAGAGCCGCGUUACGAUGAUUUUUCUCCAAAGAGUGCUUCCGAUGGUGCAACGAGUAAAGAGAACACCGAGGAGAUCAUUAACAUCGAUGUGAAGAGUGCAAUAAUAUUUGUGAUUAGCGCAUCCACGUUUUUGGUUCUACUCUUCUUCUUCAUGUCGAGCUGGUUUGUGUGGCUCUUAAUUGUACUCUUCUGCAUCGGUGGCGUUGAGGGUAUGCAUACCCUUAUAGUAACUCUCAUCUCAAGGGGCUGCACAUGUCAAAAGAAAGUGACCUUACCCUAUUUUGGGGAAACGACCAUUGUUUCCCUAAUCGUGCUCAUCUUUUGCUUAGCAUUUGCUAUUGCUUGGGCUAUCACUCGAAAGGCAUCAUUUUCAUGGAUUGGUCAAGAUGUUCUUGGCAUUUGCUUGAUGAUAUCAAUUCUGCAAGUGGCACGGUUGCCUAAUAUUAAGGUUGCUACCGUGCUCCUCUGUUGUGCGUUCGUUUAUGAUAUCUUUUGGGUGUUCUUAUCACCCAUUAUAUUUCAUCAGAGCGUGAUGAUCGCUGUUGCUAAAGGAAACAAUAGCGGUGGAGAAUCGAUUCCCAUGCUCCUGAGAUUUCCUCGAUUGACUGAUCCGUGGGGUGGCUAUGAUAUGAUCGGAUUUGGGGACAUCCUUUUCCCCGGAUUGCUUGUGGGUUUUUCUCUAAGAUUCGACAAAGAAAACAAAAAGAGCUGGGCAAGUGGAUAUUUCAUCUGGUUGAUGGUUGGCUAUGCAUUUGGCCUCUUUUUCACAUACCUCGGCUUAUAUCUAAUGCAUGGGCAUGGCCAACCAGCACUACUAUACUUGGUUCCUUGUACACUAGGGGUUUGCGUGGUGUUGGGGCUAAUACGAGGUGAGUUGAAAGACUUGUGGAAUCAUGGGUCUAGCUCUACCCCAACGGCUUCUCUUGGAGGUGCAUGA
Molecule: messenger RNA, 1593 nt
Organism: Linum trigynum
Lineage: Eukaryota; Viridiplantae; Streptophyta; Magnoliopsida; Malpighiales; Linaceae
Source: the annotation of a GenBank genome assembly